AGGAUGCGUUUUAAGAAGUAUGAACAUGAACCUCGAAGCAAAAUAACAAUACAAUAGAGCGAUUCAACGUUUGUUGAAACAUGGGCUAUUUUAAAGUUAUUGGAUCAAUAUUGUUUAUGUACUUCUUCCUAAAUGUCGCAGAAGCUCGCACAGGUAUGAACAUGAAAAAUACUUCAGUACAUAUUUCGUCAGAGACAUGUAAAGCGCUUCCUUAAACUUCACUUUCUUGCGAAUUGAUCACAUGCAAUUAUCUCAAUAAAACGUCGUUUAAAAAACUAAAAAACCUGCCCAGGCAAGUGGUCACAAACCCUCAUGUCAUCCUUGAUUAAGAUACUUGAAUUCAGUGUAUAAAAGUGGCUAUAUUUUUGGGUAGCUUUGUCUAAGACCAAUAUCACAAUUUUGCCAUACGAAAUGCAUAUUUAUACCGCAUAUCAACACUUGACAUUGGCCUGAACUUCUGGUAUAGUUUUAAGGUCGAUCAAGUAGAAAGGAUUGUUGUGUAGGAAAUCUGGAAUUAGAUUGUUAUCCUGGAGUAUGAUAGAAUACUCCGAUUUAUAAACUCCCUGAAAAAUAUUGGAGUGAUGGGCCUUCAUAGUUUGUUUGAAAACUACAAUGUUGUCAAAUAUGUAUUAAAAUACCCUGGCGAAGGGCCUUAUAUUUUUCCGGAAGUUCCUGUUUAAUUAAUUUAUAUAGCUCAUUUGUUGAUGGUAAACUUGCCAAUUGAAACUCUUGUCCCCUGUCUAUGCUGAUAUUUUAUGCAACAGUCAAGGUAAAUUUCUGUCUUUCCAAGAGUGUGCAAGUUUAGGUUAUUAAAGGCACAGUUCAGCCUUUUGAAUGAUGGAUUUUAAGCGCAUUACAACCCUUUUAAUUGAAAAACUAACUUGGAAAAUCAAUUAAGCACAAUUCAAAAUUAGUGAACUCAAAGUUUUUAACAUUCAAAAAGUUUAAAAAAUGUGAAAAACAUUGAGAUCACUGAUCUUGAUGUUUUGCUGUUAAGUUUUGUCAUUUUGAAAACAAUGCUUGUGAUGUCAUCCAAUAUUGUUGUUAAGGUGCCAUUGUGAUGUUGUCAAGGGCAAUUCUGCCAACUGUUCAAAUUAUUGUUCUGUUUUCAAACAAUGAUUCAACGUUAACCAAUCGAUCUGUAAUAUGGAGUCAUCUUGUAUUUAAAUUAUUCUCGAUUUCAACUUACUUUCACUAAAAUGUUCCGUACUUCGCAAAUUGUAAACUGAGCAUUUGAUUGGCUGGUUUGAUUUAGUAGCCAAUCAGAGGCAGUAGUGUAAUGGAACCUCCUCAGGUUGGCGAGUGGGGCGGGGGGAAGAGAAAAAAUGUUUUCGAACCAUAUUCCUUAAAAAUAAGGUGUUAAAGAAAUUUUCCGGAUUAUGACAAGUAAAAAAGUCACAAAAAAUUUCCCCUAUCAGGGAUAUUUUCAAGCACUUUAGUCUACUACCGUUUUUCAGAAGAAGAUUGAGUUUCUUUUGUGGAGGGGAAGACGUCAAAAUAUUUUGUAGUCAGGGGGCACACAUUCCAAAAUAUUUAGGACGGGUAUAAAAUAAACGACUUUUAUGUGUUUACAUGUUGGAAAGGGGAGUUCCUCAAGGCGCCACCAUGAUUGGCGCUGAGCGGGAAAAUUUUGAAACUUUGAAGUCUCUAGAUCGUUGGAAAUGGCAUUUUCAGACUUUAGUUUGGCCUGACAUCAUCACAAUGGCGCCUUGACAGCAAUAUCGGAUAUAUAGUAUUAUCACCCCCCCCUUCCUCCCCAAUUUCACUCGUUAAACCUUUUUGGCUCGAUUUUAAAUAUGAUGUAUCCUAAUUAUGAGGAUUUCAUGGUUGAAAAAACUUUGUUUUACAGUAACUUUGUCAACCAACGACUGUAACCUGGUUUCAAAUUUUCAAAUAGUGAUUGUAAAAAAGUCAAAUUUGCUACAAUUAUCCAGUUUAUCCUGAUAGAAGAAUGGAUAGGGUAAACAAGUCUAGUUAGUCAAGUGCUCUAUAUAUUUUGUAAUAAAUACUAAAUCCAGUGUUGAAUUGCUUAUGUAUGAUAAUUACAAUAUGACAAUAAUGAAUUUAGUUUUAUUUGACUAGUAUUUUUCUUUUUCCAGCUAACUGCACGGCUGUGAAAGGCUGUAAUUCAUGUCUAAAUUAUAAUGAGACAAAAGUAAGUAAACAUUGCUAUAAUUUUGGAAGUGUUCAGGGCUGCAAAUAAAUAUUUGACUUGACAGGACAUUUGUCCGAUCACUUUUAAUUUUGGUUGGACAUAACUUGAAUUUGGUCGGACAAAAACUACCAUCACUAAAUUUGGUCGAAACAUAUAUAUACGUCACAGGAUAUAUAUAAGUCACGAGACAAGUACGUAUGCCAUUCCGGCGCAACGUUAAGUAAAAUUAUGCUAGAUCGCCUCAUAAAUUUUAUUGCAAAAUGCAAAUUGAGUAAAUUUGUAAUCGGAUUUUGUCACGGCAAAAAAAAGUAUAAUGUGACAAUUUUUUUUGUGAUCGGACCAAUGUCCGAUCAAAAUUACUUUUGCUCGGACAUUUGCCAAAUUUAGUCGGACAUUGUCCGAUGUCCGACAGUAAUUUGCAGCCCUGGUGUUAUUGAAUAACAUUACUUAUUAUAUACAUGACAAAAUUACUGUCAUCUGAUUGGUUAAGAAGAGUGCAAUUCAGGCCUCGAAUUUCCCUGAAAUCAAUCGACGGCAAUGGCGUUAAAAAUUGCUGUAGAACAUAGCAGCUGUCUACGGCAAUUUCAGUAGUUUGCACGGGAUUUUUCAAAUUACUGUAAUAAAACUUUAAUUUUAUUGAAACUUUGGAUUUUUGACAAGCUAGAAACAUGUCUACGUAUUUCUUUAGUGUUUUUUUUCGAAGAAAACUGAGACUAAAAUAGCGAUUUACGCAUGAUUUGAUCAACAUCUGAAUUCAAGUAUCAAAAUAGUAAUGCACAGUGAAUAGUACAAAAAUUGCACUAUACGGCAAAAAAUUGCUGUGGUUGCCGCAAUCAUUUCAUUAAAUACGAGUACAAGAAAAUUUGUAUUGAUAAAGAAGAUUUUUACUAACUUUUGAAUGUGAUGGACGUUACAUGUGACGGAUGUUACAUAAUUUAAUGAUUAAUUGUUGUGCAUGUGUGUUUUAUCAGUUUUUCAUACUUGUUCAUACAUAAAGUAACAAAUAAGUUGUACUUCAUCAAUUCAAAACACUACCCUUGUGGCAGAAAUAAACUCUGUUAAUUUUUUUGUGACGGAUGUUACAUGAAAUUUGGAAUGUCAUAGUUAAAUUAAAUAAUUAUGAUUUAAUUAUUUUUUAAUUAAUUAACUACAUGUAUUUACAGUACAAAUGUCAUAUCUUUAUGACUUUAACCCAUUAAGUUGCAUUGCGCCCUAAUCCGUCAUUGCGCCCUAAUCCGUCAUUGCGCCCUAAUCCGUCAUUGCGCCCUAAUCCGUCAUUGCGCCCUAAUCCGUCAUUGUGCCCUAUUGAACCCCACUUUAUUAUUUUACUCAGUCUAAUGUGAGACCAUUUUACUUGUUAAGGGGAGAGCACUGGCACAAAAUGGGUUAAUUAUUAAAAUAAAUAUAUAAUUUCAAAAUGAUACUGGUGAGUUUUCAAGGUGUGAUUGCAAGUAUAGUAUAUCAUUAAAUAUAGUAUAUUAUAAUAUAGCAUUUGUAAAUUCUGAACGCUGAUUGGCUAAGAGCCGUGUUGAUAUAACUCCAUGUCAACACGGGAAAUUUUCCGCCGCUUGUAAACACGGAAAUUUUUUUUAUUCUUCGGGCUUUUGACAUUUCUAUAUUAUAAAACAAAUAUAAAACAUUUUUUCCGUAUUGAUAUAUCGUUAUAUCAACACUCGUGGAAGUUGGGAAAACUCGAAAUUGUGUGAAAACACUCCGCCCUUCGGGCGUCGUGUUUCCACACAAUUUCUCGUUUUCCCAAUUUCCACUCGUGUUGAUAUAACUGUAUAUCAACACGGAAAAUGUUUUAUAUUUGUUAAGUAUAUCAGUUUUCUUUACUUAACUACAUGUAUUUACAGUACAAAUGUCAUACCUUUAUCACUUUAAUUCUUAACCCAUUAAGUUGCAUUGCGCCCUAAUCCGUCAUUGCGCUCUAAUCCGUCAUUGCGCCCUAUUGAACCCCACUUUAUUAUUUUACUCAGUCUAAUGCGAGACUAUUUUACUUGUUAAGGGGAGAGCACUGGCACAAAAUGGGUUAAUUAUUAAAAUAAAUAUAUAAUUUCAAAAUGCACUUUCCAAUGGAAUAAUAGCGUUUCUGUCUAUUAACACAACUAUAUUGUUACUUGUAAUGUAGUGUUUUUGGUGUCAAUCCACUGAAGAAUGUAUAAAGAAAGACGGGGUUCUCCCCAAAGGAUGUAAAUCAGUAGACUGGAGAUAUUUUGAUAACUGUACAGGUGUGUUUUCAACUGAAUGUCAUUUUCAGUCUCAUCUACAAUAUACAUGUAGGAGUCUCACUUUUCACUAUUGUCUAAAUGUGGGCAGGCUGGUUUUUUAAACCACUUUAAAAAUUAAAGGUUUGAAACGCAAUUUGAAUUCAUAGGAUGCAAAUUUGGAAGGUGUUUUGUGAACUAUCAAAGUACCGGACAAUUUGAUGUACAUCACCCAAACUACUCAUCCUAAUAUAAAAGUUGCCACAAAUGUUGUGGAAUACUCAGUUUAGUGAACAUUUUGGAACAGUACACAUUUUUACACCCAGUAUUAGCGCGUUUCAGGGCCAUCUACCUGCCAAUUACCAUGCAGAAUGGGCAAAUACACACUUCCAUGCUGUAUGCUUGUGGUUAUGACUAAACACACUCGUAUUUCACACUGACAUUACAAUGAGUUAUUACAAAGACUAUUGGGGGUAUUUAAAGCUAUAUUUUGACAUCAAUACAGUUGCCACUACAUACAGGACAGUAUAGAUAUAUACAUAACAUAAACACAUCACAGAUGCCUUUACCGAUUUCCACAAACUAGAUUUUAGUAACUUUUUACAACGUAAACAGGAGCAAAUUCUUUAUUCUGUCUGUUAAUUUAAGUGGAAACAUUUUAUUUUGUGAACCUACACGGUUUAUAUAAAUAAUCAACCCAUGACCAUGCUCCUAUUAUUUUUCCAUGUUUUCCAGUUUUGGCUGUGGCUAAUGGACCAACUCAGGCUUCUACAGCAGCUAAGACUCUGAUGUGAAGCUCAAUAUACCUAGAAUUUCUCUGACCAUUUCUGUAACUAUUUUCUGUCACUUUUGCAGUGCCUGGCUAUGUGUGGGUGAUUGUGAUACCUGUUCUGGGCUGCGUGAUCCUUAUCGCCAUAUGCUGUGGCUUUUAUUGUUGCUGCUGUAGAUGCAAACCAAGCAAAAGAGGGUAAAACAUUUUGUUUGAGCGUUUUGUAACAUACAGUACAGUACAAUACAGUAUAGUACAGUGUGCAGUACAGUGUGCAGUACAGUGUGCAGUACAGUAUGCAGUACAGUGUGCAGUACAGUGUGCAGUACAGUGUGCAGUACAGUGUGCAGUACAGUACAAGAAAACAAAGUAAUAAAUGCAUGAUGUCCUAGACUACACCUCAUACGUGAACACGGUAUGGCUUUCCUUCAUAUUUUUCCUAAUAAACACUUCUAGACGUCCGACGUCUUGUCGUCGUCUUAAGGCCCAUACAGACCGGACGCGAUUUGGCAACGCGACGCGAAUUUUCAAUUUUCAAUGACAUUUAACAAUUAUUGAAUGAGGUUGAGCACGAUAUGAAGAAUUAUCAAGCCCGAAGUUUGCCGUUAUCAACCGAAGCCGAAGGCUGAGGUUGAUAACGGCAAACUGAGGGCUUAUUUAAAAAAUUCAAAACAAACAUUUGUAUUUUAUUUGUAUUAAGAAAAAAACAAUUCCUUAGUCCUUCGGCAGCCGUCGUCGUCGUCAUAUCAAUGGCGUCAGCGAGUCAAUAUGAUUCUCGUCGUCAUAGUAAUAUGGCGCAAACGCGUCCAAAUUUUUUUCAUAUUGACUCUUUGAGGUCAUUUUGCUAAUACGAAUAUGAAAAAUCCAUAUUUGGUUAGCCAUUGAGUUGAUAUGACAAUUUCACAUUUGGCUGUUAGCCAAUCAGAAACCAGGAAUUUUUUAAAUAAAUAAUAAUUAACUUUAAUAACCGCCCGCCACGCCAUGCAUGAUUUGCAAUCGCAAACCACUCGCUGAAACACUCGCCGGUUCCCAGCCAGAGGCAGUCACCCCCUGAAACCAUUCAAAUUGGCCGGUGUUGUGCACAUACAUAUGACGCUUACUAUAAAAACAAUAGAGUUGAUGUUCGCGGGCAUAGCUAAAUAUAUUUUUGGCCCGACUCAAACUCAUUUUAGCCCGAGCGUGGCGAGGUCAGUUAAAAUGAGUUCUGAGGAGGGCCAAGAAUACAUUUAUGCCCAAGAACAUCAACUGUACAGUAUUACUAUUAUACUGUCAUAGUUUUACAGGGCGAGUACAAUACAACAGAUAACAAAAUAGACGGCAAACAAUUCUAAAAUGCCGCCUUCACGCUACCAUUUACUGUAUUUCGUUGUCUUAAGUGCAAACUCGGUUUUUAUGAGCAGAAAAACCCUAAACAGUUCAAACGACAAAAAGAAGAAUAAAAAAAUAGUUUACAGAAUUUAUGAAGUGAUAGUUUUGUAUAAAACAAAGCUAGUUUCGUUUGUUAAAGAUUAAACUAUGGAUAAACUUACAUUCACACUGCCAGUCUGUCACUGUCUAUAUGAAAUGAUUUCUGCCACAACGUCAACAAUCAACAUGAUGAAUUGUUUUUCGAUGUUUUCGGGAAUGGAUUCUAGCUCAUUUGAUUUUGGAAAAUUGCUAUCUCUUCUCUUUUUUAUUCUUACAGUCAUUUCAUGGAUGAAAAGAAAAAAUACUUACCCAGAGCAUGCUAAAACAUUGUUAAAAACGACUGGCGGCAUGUAAACAAUGUCAAUGCCGGCAUGUAAACAAUGUCAUUUUAGCCCGCAAAGUACGUCACAACGCCCGCUAAAGUUACUAUAAUAAAGAUCUUAUUUCGAAUAAAAUAAGACGAACAACAAGUAGCUAUCUGUAUAUACUACAUGCUAUAUUUGUCAGUUCGCUCGCAAGAUGAACAUGUGUUCUUCUGAGUCCGUAUGAAACAAUUUCAGCGGUAUCAUAUAUAAACACCCGGCUUGAGGAUAUAGAUUCAUAUCUCGCUCUUUAUGUGUUAGGGUCAGCGGUUAUGGCCAGGGUAAGGAUUAGGAUCAGCAUUCAGAAACAGCGAGACAUGAAUCUAUAACCCGGCUUGUAUGGCUUAGGUGUUCAUGGGGGGCGAGUGCCUCUCGUAUAAGCAAUGGCAAGUGCUUUGCGAUUGCGAGUCAGAGUCGGUCCGAUCUGUAUCGUCUCUGUGGCUUCAGCAAGCCUCGUUUUUGACAGCCAUGUUUCUGAUGCCACGUUUUUGACAGCCACGUAUGCCAACUGGCCGAAAUUCAAUCGAGCCGUUAUUGAUAGCGACUGAUAGCGACAGCCGUUCUUGUUUGAAAUCACGAACGUGAACUGCAUUGAUUGCCGUUUUCUUGAUUUCAAAGAAGAACUGCUGACCCCAUCACUUGCCAUCUGUAACGGCUUGAUUCCUCAGUUGGCAUACGUGUUGUCAAAACGUCGCUUGCUUCGAGGCUUGUUUAUAGGGCCCUAACAUAAAAUAAAUGAUGAUCGUCGUGUCAUUCGUGUGCGCUUAUUUCAAAGCGUUGUCAAAGCACUAACACUGGACGAAAAAUGUCUUUAAAUCUGCUAAAAUAUUGCUACAAUUAAGGGCCAUCUUGAUUGUAAACAGUAUAUAUCACACCAUCUCACCAAACGCUAUAUAUAUUUUUUAUUGCAUACUCUAUCAUUACACGAUUUCAGAGCACAAAAUGAAGAAACAAAGUUUCAUCGUAAACGGUUUGAGCUGAAGGCUAAGCAUGACGAAAGGUAAAUAAUGAAGGAAAAGACUCUCUACCUUACAUUGGUAAUUUGUUUUGACGUCCGAUGUCAAGCGACUAUAUAUUAUUUGCUGCAAUAAAAUUACAGAAGACGUAAGAUAAAGGUUUCGCCUAUGAAUCAAUAACUGUAUAAUGGUAUAUAUAUAUACUGUAGUGUAGGUAUAGGACGUGGUUACUUUAUGUGAAAAUGUAAAAGUACAUGCAGCAGUACAUGUAUGGAAUGUAGUAUAAAGUUUAUGCGUGUUUAACUUGUUUAUGUAAUACUGAGUUGUCAAAUUUACCACCUAUAUAAUAAAUAUAUUUUAGCGACAUGCAUACAUGGUUCAUUUCAGCCGAGAAAAUCGAAGCUAUUAAAUUUAUGUAAACCAGGACGAAAUCUUUAUCCGAUUUAUUUUCUUCAUUCUUACAGACGGGCCGAAAGAAAAUUGAAGACUGACGAAAUUCGCAAGAAAUAUGGUAAGAAAUGAAUUUAACAGAAUGUGAUGUUAAAACAUAAUUGUCUAAUGCACGAAAUAAGAGCCGAAUUUUUGACUGAUACAGUGAUAGUUACAAACCAACUUUCUCAUGUGAUAUAUAGUACUGUGCGCCGGAGCCGGAGUUUUGGACUUUUGCUGGAGCAGGAAUUUGUUCAAAUCCGGCAGCACUUAUUUGUGCAAACUACUGUCGGACAUCGGUGAAAAACCUGAAUCCAUCGACAAAGUAAAUACUUGCAUUGAUACUGCGUAGGCUUGCCACAAACAUAGUACGAAAUGUUCAUGCGAAGUGUUAAAAUAAAAAACAAAGAUAGUGCUUCCACUUUCAAAUAUGAUUUCCAUUAAAUUUCGACGGCCCUGGAAAUUUUCUUGUCGGAGGCGGAGUUUUUUUCCUGGAUCCAGAGUUUUUUGGCCGGAACCGAAGGUGAAAAACCCAGAGUUUGCACAGCACUAAUGUGAUAUACAUAUAUAGGUUACUGUACAUACUGUAUACAGCAUAAUAUAAAGAAAAACUGUUUUAUUUAUGUCUUCAUUUUCUCUUACCCACUCAGGCUUGGAUAAAAAUGAUGCAAGUAGUUCAAGCAGAUACCAGCAAUUUGAAAAUGAUCCUGAGGUUUAACGCACGUCCUCUGGUAAAAACACUGUAUACCCAUACCGAUAACCUCAUGUAGUAUGCAUCAAUAUAUUGUAAUUAAAUGUAUCAUUGUAGUAUACCUUUAUAAUUUCUUUAAACAUUUUAAUAUCCAGUAGCAUUUCGCCAGAUUGAUUAAUUGGAUUACUUUUUUGCAUGAUAUAUACAUUCUGGUUACUUGUAGUAAUGGUAGAUUUUCAAUUUACAAGUUUUAACCGUGUCGUUGUCAGUUUCCUUGCGGUACCUCGAUAUAAUAUAGGAGACCUUUACAUAAUCAAACGUUGAUAUCCAACUGAAGUGGUUGCACAUAGAUUAUUAUAAUUGACGAUUUUGUUAUAAUUGACUGAUUUAUUGCAAACUGUAUAAAACCACCUGAAUUCUUUACAUUCAGGAGAAAAUUCCAUGUUUAAGAAAGUGUUAAAGCCAGGGCAUUUUUUGACUAUAUAACUACUGGGGCAUUUACCCCAAUAGGCCCUUUGCUUGCCCCAGUAGUGAAGCAAUAUUUUCAGAUAAGCAAUAUUUUCAGAUAAGAUUGAUCAUUAGUAAAAAGUCAUCCUUGUUGAAAAAGCUGCUUUCUCAUAUCCUCUCACAUUUUCGACAUUUCAUCUUAUAAAAGUCAGGACAGCAUGGUCCUUUAUGUACGCGUAACUGUGUGAGGAAAAAAGGCCCUCGUUGAGAUUUAGCCCCAGUAGUUGUAAUUUCUUAAAAAAUGCCCUGGUUAAAGCCCAGACAAACGAGGACGAGAGUUGCCACUCUCGCUUAUGUUUGACCAACAACUCUCUUCGACCCUCGCUCGUGGUUCAAAUUUUGAUUGGAGUUGAUGAGGAUUUUCGCUACGUGCUCAGUAAUAUCCAGUCAACUCUCACGCAAUGCCUGUUCUCGUGUGACCCGGGGCACGAGAGUUGAGAAAAUUCUCUCGCUUGCCAACUCUCAUCCUCGUUUCACCAGGGCUUUAGCGAUAAGUAAUACGAGCAACAAAAAAUUCCCAAACCCGCAACAACAACUGAUUUUCAUCCAUGCAUGUAAAAAUUUUCCGGGACUUUCAACGCAUUUUCGUAAACGUUUCCAGCUAAAAUGCGUUGAAAUGAGUUUUUGUUGGAAGCUGCAGGAAUCUUGUUGCUCGUAUUACUUCACGUUUAAACUAUAACAAACAAUAAGUUACGAAAGUCAACAUGAAAGCAUGAACUUAUGUCUGUUGUGUAUUUCUGUGUGUGACCUACAUACAUGUACAACUGGAUGUCAACUAUUUUUAUCUAGUUCAAUAGUUUUAUAAUUUUGCAGUAGCUGAAAUUUAAUCAAUUUAGUUUUAACGAUUGUUUCCACAAUGUUCGGUGACAGGAAUAUUGCUAGAAGUAGAAUUUGUGAUUAAAAGAUA
Molecule: messenger RNA, 10390 nt
Organism: Paramuricea clavata
Lineage: Eukaryota; Metazoa; Cnidaria; Anthozoa; Malacalcyonacea; Plexauridae
Source: the annotation of a GenBank genome assembly